AUGGAGACGGGGAAGAAAGAGCUUUCACUGGUUAGCAAGUACAUAAAAGACAGAAUAAAGGAGAUAGAGAUAAACAUGCAGGUAAGAAACAUAAAAGAGCCACAGCACGUAAACAACACGUCAUUUGAAAGGAAAAUGCGAAGGAAGAUGAACAAAUCAAGGGCAAGGAAGCGGGUUAAGCUAAGCACAGCAGCAACAGAAGUAAACAUUAGAGAAUUAUCAUCAGAGGAAGUAUUUGAUUCUUUAAGUGAAACAGAUGAAAUAUCGAAUGAACAAGAAUUAGAAGAAGAGGUUGUAAGGAAAGACUGUCCAGCCAAGAGACACAAUAAAGAAGAAGAGAGUGUAAGGAAUGACUGUCCAGCCAAGAGACACAAUAAAGAAGAAUUAUCUGUUCAUAAACCAUUACAGGCACUAACAAAAAAAAGAAUGAAAUGCGGCUGUGUAUCUCAUGGAAGUGCAAGGAAUACUACAUUUGUACCUAAUACAUCCACAACAGCCAGUAGAAGGAAGUCUCUUAAUUAA
Messenger RNA from Nematocida parisii ERTm1, 522 nucleotides. RefSeq lists its product as uncharacterized. The coding region runs from base 1 to 522 and encodes 173 amino acids. NCBI's taxonomy places the organism in Eukaryota, Fungi, Microsporidia. The transcript has a single exon. The record is from RefSeq and is a predicted model, not a curated record.